Messenger RNA from Chaetomium fimeti, 987 nucleotides. RefSeq lists its product as uncharacterized. The transcript has 3 exons. The coding region runs from base 129 to 692 and encodes 187 amino acids. Lineage: Eukaryota; Fungi; Ascomycota; Sordariomycetes; Sordariales; Chaetomiaceae. The record is from RefSeq and is a predicted model, not a curated record.
UAAAAGGAACUCACUCACUCACUCCUCUUGGACUCGGAAGAAUUUAGGGAAAGCAUCUCGAGUCGGCAAGUGUCUUCGCCAAAACCAAACAAACAAACACCCAAACACAAAACAUCCAAUCGCCUCUCAUGGCAAGCGCGUCACCUUACUCUCAAUCAUCCUCGCACACGCCCGGCCACGAGUCGCCGGCGAAGACACCCGAGUCACCCAUUCUUCCCGUCCCACAGGCGGAGACCAACAGAAACAGUCCUUCGAAACCUGUGUUACCCGGCAUCAUGACAGAUGCAUUUUCCAGACCUCAAGGCAGUCGCCCGCAGGUCAAAACCCCAGAGCCGCGCCUGUCCAGAGAUCGUUUAAACGGCCACAAAGACCCCGCCGAGAGAUCUCCGAGCACACCUGGACAUCUGGCACCCUUUGACUGGGACGAGUUCGAGGCUCGCUACGAAGAAGCGCUUGCCGACACCGAUCGCCAGGAGCAGGAACUCUUGCAAGAAUUUGAGGAACUCGUCAAGUUCUUCAAUGUUUGGGCCUCUGCUGCCUCGGUCAAUGACACUGAGCGCGGGAUAAAGAGACUCCAGACCAGGGAGCGAUACGUCAAGAUCGCUGAGCAGAGUCUGUCGCAGAAGAAGAAGCACCUCUCAGAGGUUGUCCGCGCCUUCCAGAGUGCGCUUGCGCUCCUGAGCCAAACCUAGCCUCCAACCACAAAAAACAUUGGUGGUUGGACAAGGCAGAAAAUCUCACUUUCCCUACCUCGGGGCACAUCCUCAAGACUCAGGGGCGUCAUUUACAACCACACAUCUUCCGGCGCGCACGGUCAGUGGUCAACAAGUCACGGCUGGCGGCGAACUGGGCAACUUUCUGGCGGGCUCAUCAGCUGAGGCGCCGGGCUCGGGUUCUGAGCAACACCACAAAACCAAUGCUCUUACCAAAUCGAUGAACCUAAGCCUAGCACAAAUUCCCUGGCUGCCAGAAAGCUACUAACCACCA